Rhagoletis zephyria (snowberry fruit fly) is the source of this 597-nucleotide messenger RNA. Lineage: Eukaryota; Metazoa; Arthropoda; Insecta; Diptera; Tephritidae. The record is from RefSeq and is a predicted model, not a curated record.
AUGAUAGUCACUUUGGUAACCUACCAAUCUUCUGCUGAAUUAUCUGGUUUUUCAAAUCCAAAUUUGAUAUCAAAGUUUUUCCAACAUCGUAUCAAUGUGCCAGAUUCAGAAUUAUGUUUUUUAAAUGCACUUAAUAAUGAAGAGCAACCUCCAACUGAACUUAACUGGAAUUCAAAAGGCUACGUUACACCGCCUAGGUAUCAAGGUGAUGAUUGCAAUACAUGCUUUAUUUUUUCGACAGUUGCAGCUGCAGAAUCAGCAUGGUACCGUUUUAAAGGUAAACCAACUGGUGAAAAGUUUAGUGAACAAGCAAUCCUCAAUUGCAUGUAUGAAGGAAAACCAGCAAUAGAAGAUCCAUGCCGUGAUGCGAAAGGUGGCCUUCCAAGUUUAGUUUUAGAACACAUGAUGGAACAUGGAUUAACACUAGCAGAAAAUGAGCCGUACGUCAACAAAACCGGACAUUGCGAAAAUUACCCAGUAGCGGCCAAACCAGUCAGCUACUGUCGUGGUGACAAUGUUGACGAUGAAAGUUUAAAAAGGCAACUUUUUCGUAACGGACCACUGAUUAUCAGAAUUGAUAUUAACAAUUUGGGCAAU